AUGCUGGGUCAAAAACAUUUUCUGCGGCAGCGACAAAAAGAUGUCAUUCGUGAGAUGAUUUUAUCUUCAGUUCCACUGACAUAUGGAGGAAUUCCACAGCAGCAGCAGCAGCAACCACCACAAUCCUACUCAAGUGGAGAUGAGACAACUAUCACAACAUGGCGUCUUCUUAUAUAUGAUGAUAUUGGACGAGACAUCAUUGCACCAUUACUGAGAGUUGGGGAUCUCAGAGAGUUGGGGGUAACAUUAUAUAUGCAUAUCAACAGCAAACGAGAACCUGUUCCAGGUGCACCUGCUAUAUAUUUUUGUGCUCCAACGGAUGAAAAUAUUAACCUCAUCGCUAAUGACGCCGUAGGUGAGUUAUAUGAAUGGAUGUAUGUAAAUUUUACUUCUCAAGUUUCACGACGUGGAUUAGAACUUUUUGCAGAAAAACUUACUCGUGGACAACUUCAAAGUAUUCAACACAUUCGUGUUUUUGAUCGAACACUUAAUUAUGUUGCAUUAGAAAAUGAUCUUUUUGUUUUAAUGCAACAAAAUUCUUUGGUAACUUUAAAUAGUCGCCAUGCAAAGGAUGAUGAAGUAGAGAGUCAUUUAAAUGCUAUUGUAUUAGGUAUUUCUCACGUUCUCCUUUCACAACAGGUACUUCCAGUUAUAGUUCAUAGUAAAACAGGAGCUGCAGAAGAAGUUGCACGACGUUUAUCUAUUUGUCUUAAUGAUCAUCUUAAUGAUCGUACUCUAACACCUGCUUCUGCUGCCGUACUUGGUCGGCCUUUAUUACUUAUUGUAGACCGUACUAGUGAUCUCGCUACAGUUUUACAUCAUCCUUUUUCAUACCGUGGAUUAUUAAUGGAAUUGGGAAAUAUGCAUUUAAAUAAGGUAACAGUACAUGGAGAGGAUGGAAAAGAAGUGGCUUUUGAAAUUGAUCCUGAUAGGGAUGAUUUUUACCGUGAUAAUGCAACUCUUGAUUUCAGUGCGGUUGGUGGAAAUAUUGAAGCUGCAUUAAAACAAUACCGUGAAGAAUAUGCCGCUCUUUCUGAGACGGCUUGUGAUGGAGAAGAUGAUACAGAUGCUAAUUCUAUGUCUAAACUCUUAGCAAAUGCCCCUAAACUUGGAGAAAAAAAGAGAAUGUUAGAUGCACAUACAAAGAUGGCCUACAGUUUUCUUCAUCAAAUUCGUAAGAGUCAUCUUGACCGUUUUCAUGGUGUAGAAUUAGGACUUAUUCAACGUGAAGGACUUGAUCGUGAGGAAUUUGAAAAACUUUUCUUAUCAUCACUAGGAACAUUAGAAGACCGUCAACGUCUUUAUCUUAUUGCAUUCCUUUUAGAUACUGAAGGAGAGUAUGAAGCUAUUCUGCAACGUUGUGCAGCCUCCUUUGGAGAUACACCUUUUCCGGCUCUUAAAUACAUUAAACAUUUACGCAACUGGUCUUUGGGUGUGGCAAGUCCAACCACAGGAGAAUCCAGUGCAGCAGAAGGAUUUGCAUGGGGACUUGCACAGACAUUAGCAAAGAAUAUCGCCAGCACACUUGGAGCUAAUGCGAAAUCGGAAUUGCCACUCACAAAACUUGUAGAUGCACUUCUUCAAGAUCCUUCUUCAACAUCAUCUGGUGGAGCUGCUGCCCGUACAAUAGGUGGAACAAAUACUCUUCGUACAAAAUUACUGGAAACCGUCGUUGGGUAUGAUCCACGAACGAGAAAAAGUGUAGAUUUGGGAGAUAUGUACUUUUCACAGGCGAUUGUAUUCACUAUUAGUGGUGGUUGUGUGGCCGAAUAUGAUGAUCUUAAAGUGUGGGAGGCCGCACAUCCCCGAAAGUCCGUCAGUUACGGAUGUACGGCGCUGCUGACGGGGAAUGAGGCCCUUCAGCAACUUUCAACGUUAGGGGAAGGGACCGCGUGA
Molecule: messenger RNA, 1896 nt
Organism: Trypanosoma theileri
Lineage: Eukaryota; Euglenozoa; Kinetoplastea; Trypanosomatida; Trypanosomatidae
Product: putative sec1 family transport protein
Exons: 1
Coding region: 1-1896 (631 amino acids)
Biological process (GO): intracellular protein transport; endoplasmic reticulum to Golgi vesicle-mediated transport
Cellular component (GO): cytosol; Golgi membrane
Molecular function (GO): syntaxin binding
Source: RefSeq, a predicted model, not a curated record